This is a messenger RNA of Sodiomyces alkalinus F11, 1668 nucleotides long. RefSeq names its product pyridoxine biosynthesis protein. Bases 350 to 1288 code for a protein of 312 amino acids. NCBI's taxonomy places the organism in Eukaryota, Fungi, Ascomycota, Sordariomycetes, Glomerellales, Plectosphaerellaceae. Gene Ontology annotation, biological process: amino acid metabolic process; pyridoxal 5'-phosphate biosynthetic process; pyridoxine biosynthetic process. Gene Ontology annotation, molecular function: amine-lyase activity. The record is from RefSeq and is a predicted model, not a curated record. The transcript has a single exon.
UAAUACCCCGCGUCUUGCGUUUUUGCCCCUCUCCGCCCCUCGGACCAUUCCCUUACCCCCCUUACCCUUACCCACAUACCCCUCGGCGACGCUACCGACUGGCAGGCCUUGGAGGAAAAAAGUCGCCACUAAAAAGUUCUCACAUCUCGGGACAUUCAAUCCGUGAGGGCCCUCGUUGAAUAUUUUCACCUCAUAUCAAACCAAGCUAUUUCUUUCUAACCCCCUCAUAAAAUCUCCCUCCAAAAACUUUCCUCCAAAACCCCCACCGACCCCCCUGGACUCCCCUCGACUCCCCUCGACUCCCCUCGACUCCCUCGCGCCUCCUUAAUAAUCACCACCCACCGUCACCAUGACCAACGAGUCAGCUGCGCAAAACGGCAACGCCGCCGAUGACAAGCAAAUCCCCUCCUUCGCCGUCAAGGCCGGCCUUGCCCAGAUGCUCAAGGGCGGCGUCAUUAUGGACGUGACAAACGCCGAACAAGCCCGCAUCGCCGAGGAAGCCGGCGCCUGCGCCGUCAUGGCCCUCGAGCGCGUCCCCGCCGACAUCCGCCGCGACGGCGGCGUGGCCCGCAUGUCGGACCCGGCCAUCAUCCGCGAGAUCCAGGAGGCCGUCACCAUCCCCGUCAUGGCCAAGGCCCGCAUCGGCCACUUCGUCGAGUGCCAGAUCCUCGAGUCCCUCGGCAUCGACUACAUCGACGAGUCCGAGGUCCUCACGCCCGCCGACCGGACCUACCACGUCGAGAAGCACGGAUUCAAGGCCCCCUUCGUCUGCGGCUGCCGCAACCUCGGCGAGGCCCUGCGCCGCGUCGCCGAGGGCGCCGCCAUGCUGCGCACCAAGGGCGAGGCCGGCACCGGCGACGUGGUCGAGGCCGUCACCCACGUCAAGCAGGUCCGCGCCGACAUUGCCCGCGCCCAGGCCGUGCUGGCCUCCGAGGGCGAGGUCGGCAUCCGCGCCCUGGCCCGCGAGCUCGAGGUCGACGCCUCCUUGCUGAAGCGCGUCGCCGAGGAGGGGCGCCUUCCCGUCGUGAAUUUUGCGGCGGGCGGCGUCGCCACCCCGGCUGACGCGGCGCUGAUGAUGCAGCUCGGCUGCGAUGGCGUUUUUGUUGGGAGCGGCAUUUUCAAGUCGGGUGAUCCCGCGAAGCGCGCCAAGGCCAUUGUGCGGGCCACCACCCACUUCCGUGACGCUGCUGUGCUUGCCGAGGUUUCUACGGGACUCGGCGAGGCUAUGGUUGGCAUUAACUGCGAUUCUAUGCGGCCGGAGGAGAAGAUGGCCGGCAGGGGAUGGUAAAACGAAUGUGUAGACGGGCUGCUCGAUUGUCGAGAUACAUGAUAAAUCUUACGAACAAAGACGAACAUCGUUCUAUGAAUGCCGGAUGGGAAGCCGUUAUGUUGUUGCUAGUUCUUACGCAUGAUAGGUGCCGUAGGACGGUAGGAACGAGAGUAAUGAAAUGCUACAGAGAAAUGUAUUGUCCUGGCAAUGAAAAAGGAAAUUCAUUUUGGUUGAGUCCUUACGAAGCGAUUUUCGAAUCCCGAUUUCUAUAUUUCAUUGUAGGUAAAUGAAGGGGGAAAAAAAAGGAAUAGGAACAGGAACAACAAGAAGACCAACAAGAAGAAGAAUUGAAAAUAAAUAUGUACAAGCCCCACGGUACUAUUAUAAAGCCUACUCAG